UUUAAAACUACGACAUGAACGAUGGCCGCCUCCAACUUUGAAACCAGCAAACCUCGUCGAAUCAAAGCUUUAUUAUCUUCAUUUCUCAAGGGUAUUUCUCGUGAAGAGAAAAAAGAAAGUGAGACCAAGCAAGUGAUUUUUGAGUCUCUGGAUACAGAAGGAUUUGCGGAUGGAUUUGUGGUGGUUGACGAAGUCUCUAGUGAACAAACCAGCACUGUGCAGCCUUUGAAUCAAGAACUUUUCUUCAAUAGGGUGGAAACAUUUUCUAUUUCAUCAUGGUUUGCUAAACCAGAUGAAGUUUGUCCUCUUCGCUGUGCUCAGUAUGGCUGGGAGAAUAUUGAUGUGGACUCGCUGAAGUGUGUCAGUUGCAAGGAAGUACUCUAUGGUGGGCUACCCCCAAAGUGGGAAACAGACUUGUAUGAAAAUGCUUGUAAGAAGUUGGUAGAUUCAUUGAAGACUGGUCACAGUAAGAUUUGUCCUUGGCAGAGCAAUCCUUCACCAGCUUCAUUUCUUGAGGUGAAUUUAGUGAGCAGUCAGAAUGCAGUGAAUGAUUUUCUUCACAGAGUAGCAUCCAUCAGAUGUUUUGGAACCUCUGUUCCUGCUGUUGAUUUAUCAUGUCUCCAACAGGUUGAUGAGAAUGAAGAUGCAUUAUCUAGGAUCGUAUCAGGGGUUUUAGGGGAAGAGCCAACAUGUGAUUAUAAAGAGAGGAUAGAGUCUGUCUGUUUCAUGGCUGCAUGUGGCUGGUCUCGGAGUUCUCCUGAAGGCUCCCAAAGCCCAACAAUGUCAUGUCAAUACUGUAGGCGGAAUGUUGGUCUCUGGAAUUUUACACCUUAUGAACAGAAUGCAAAGACGGUGACCGAAGAUGAUUCAGAACCCACAGCAAAAAGAUUAAAGGUUGACAAGGGACUGUUCAAUCCUAUAGAAGAGCAUAGGAGCUGGUGUCCAUGGAUCAAACCAACAUCUUCCACCCAAAAAGUUAAGUCAUUACCUCAAGAUAAGAACCAGGAUGAUGAGAGGCCAGUCAGACCAGCAUGGCAUGAACUUCUUGUCUUGUUGCAUCAAAGAUCAAGUCCUGACAAACAAGGUCUUCUCACCAAUAAACAAGUGACACCACCCAGCCAAGCAUGGAAAGCAGUAAGGAGAAUAACAAACUUCUGGCAGAGUCGGAAUGCUGUCAAUAAGACUUAAGUUCAAACUAAGCUACUUAUGUACAAUUAUGGAGCAAUCAAUGUACCUUUCAUUUGUAUCUCCAAUUUAAGUACGAAAUAUGUCAUAAACACAAAAUAAUUACAUAUGGCUUGAUAGAGUAUGUUCUCACAAAUAAUUUGAUACCAUUGCUUAGUAAACACUUUUUAGUGUUAAUUCUCAUGCUAAUUUCAUUGAAAAUGGAUUUGCAAAUAUGUUUACUAACUCAUGUUAAGUUUUUGACAUUGGCAUCUAGAUUCAUUCAUUGCAGUCAUGCCUUACUUUUGUGCAAAUCAAAAUUUACAUCACUGCAAAAAUACCUCCUGAUUAUCCAAGCAUGAAGACAUACCACAUAAAUAUGGUAUUAAAUUAUUUUUGAGAAAAUACUCUUUCCAGUCAUAUAUAACGAUUAUGUGUUUCUGACAUAUUCUUUCCCUGAAUUGGGGAUUUGUGAGGUGUCAAGUUUUUUUUCUCACAGUAGUUCACUUGGUCAAGAUCAAAGGCUAUUUUACAUUAAUAGACUUUGAUAGAAAUCCAUGUUUUUUAAAUUGUUGCAAAAGUAUCAAAUGUAGUUUGAUGAAAUUACAAUGAGAUAGGUAUCAAAUAAACCAAAUGACUUAAAAGGAUCCUAAAACCAAAGGAGAAAAUCAAUCUGAGGAGAAAGAGUAAAAUGAGAGAAAUUUGAUUUUGAAAUAAGAGCAUUGUGAUAAUUUUAAAAAGUCAAAUUGAAUAUUCUUGAUGUUUAGCUUCUUUAGGAUCAUCAAAUUGGCAAACCUGCUUCAAAAUGGCUGGUUUUGUGGACAAAAUUCCAUUUGUUUGUAGACAAAUUUUCCUCAUUUUCUUUCAAAUCACAUUUGCCUCCUGAGCAUGACAUAUAUCAUGGAUAAAUACAAUUCACAUCACCUUCGACACGGUCUGAAGGAUAUUAAUGAGGAAUAUGUGAAAUAAAAGGGAAACUUGUGCACAAAAAAAAUGGAUGGUUGCCCACAUAAUCAGCCAGUUUGAAACAUGAUUGCUAAUGAUUUGAUGUUCCUAUCAAAGCUAAACCACAAGACUUUUCAAAGUUCCAUAACGCUCUCAUUUCAUGAUCAGUUUCCAUGAAACAUGUUUUAAAUUACUUCUCUCAUUUUACUCUUUCCAAUGAGAUUGAUAUCUCCAUGCGAUUUCAUAUCUUCUAAAUGUAGUCAUUGUUUCUAAUGCAAGUCCAUCCAUUCAUUUUGUUAAAUCUUACGUAAAGUAAUGUGUGUCAACACUGUCAAGUAGGCCUAUAUGUUACAAGUGUAUAUUCCUGUUCUCAAAUGAAAAUUUUAUCAAUUUUCAUGCUUUAAAUUCAGGCAAGAACACAUUUCUUUAUAGCAUUAACAGGGAAUCUUGACAGGAUCAACAAACUAUUCCAGGGCCAAUUAGAAGAGUGUUUGUAUCAGUCAAAAGGACAUCCAUUGGCUUAGAUUAUUAUUCAAAUUGUGAAUUUCAAGAAAUAAAAAAUGUUUGAUGAAUCAAUGUCAAAAGUCAACACUGCGGCUACAUUAAAUUGCAUUCUAUAGUACAGGCAAGACCGCAAGGAGCAUUCUGCUUGUUUAUUUUUUUUUUAAUACACAAAUUAGCUGGUCAUUCUAUUUAUGUUUUUUUUCCCCUUUGUGUUCCAUGUUAACCUUUUAUUCCUCUAGGAAUUACAAAUUCAAUCCUCUUUCCACACAUGUUAUAUGCAUUGUGUUUUCUUCAGUUUACUUUUGCAUAAACACAAAUAUGACAUGAAUAUUGAAUAAUGAAUAUUAAGUAAGUUGUGAUGAUAAAAAUAAGAUAUGUUCGGUUAUUCCUCCUUGGUGACAGUGCAGUGACAUUUUUUUAUCAAAGUUACACUCCAAAUUGCAUACAUUUUGGAUCCCUUUUUUAUGAGCCCUGUAAUAAAUUAAACCAAUUUUGUCUCUCUGAUUUGUUAACUUCGCUUGAUUGUUAGUAAUGGUGUAAAUUUUGCUGAAGUCACCCCCAGCACAAUUUCAGUUCACUGACAUUACUAAUUUGUAAUAAUGAAUGACUGUAAAUUUGUUAUGUCCUAUAUGAUGUGAUGGUAGCACAGUGCAGCAACACAUGACUAGCAAGCAGGAGUACCCACUUGACAGUUAUUUUUUAUUUUUAUUAUUGAGACUUACAAUGUCUUUGAUCACACUUAUACUGGAAAAGAACUGUGCUGCUAUUGCAACCUUCCUUUUUAUUCCAAACCUUUGUAUGUGGAUGAAGUCUUACAUUUCAGGAAAGGUGCAAAACCAGCAGUGUGUAAGGCUCUGUUUUAUCUUGAUAAUUUUAAACCAACUGCUAAAUCUGGAGAUUGGAAGUAAUCUUUAUUUUUUAUUUAUUAGAUAAAUAAUAGUUGUUUUGUGUUGGAACAUGUCCUGUACAUGUGAAUAUAAAGUGCCUGCAGCUUUUUGCAAUGUUAUACGUUCACUGACUGACAGUGGUUUUUAGACACACACAUGGAGUGGGGCAUUACUUUAAUGUCAAUGUUAUAAUACCAAUGGCUAUUAUUCAAAUAUUCAAUGUUUAUGAGUGCAAUCGUUCUGAAUUAUACAUGUGCAAGUUUCAACUUUAACGAUUUAAUUCAUUGCGCUCAGUAAAUAAGGUGAAAUAGGCAUAUAGCCUAAAUGCACAAUACUGUCCGAGGUCAUGUGCGUUUGUGGGAUUUUGCUGUUCGUUUUCAAUAUUUUUCCUCCCUUUUCAUAGAUUAUUGCAUAUUUUUGCUAAACUCGGAUGCGUUUCACAACACAAGUAGCAAAUAUUCUUAUUCGUGCAACAGUGUGUGAGAUUUCGCAUUCUGUGAAAGAAAGAGACACUCUAUUCAACUCGACUAACGUCUCGUUGAGUAGAGCAUCUUUCUUUCACCUCAUGCGAAAUCUCACACCAUCGCACUUAUACCUAUUCGCUAUUUGUAUAAUUUAGAGCAUUAGAUGUUUAUGUUAGAAUCUUCGAGUAUCACUUGUUGAGACAACAAAAGAUUAGAGGCUGAUACACCAUCAGAUUGGAGAUCUAGCUGAAGAACUGCAAUGACCACUGAAGAAUCCUGGGCCGCAGGAAUAACAGUUACCUGUAGAUUGAGACCUCCCAAGUUGAAGAGAUAGAUCCACGCUAGUACUAGGCCUGGUCUGGUUCUCUUGUGGUUCCAUGACAUUUUCUUGCAUCCCAUAGGCUUGUCUGGUACUCACUUUCUUCUUCUCUGUACUUGUGGUGGUAUAGUGUUUUAGGGAAGACUCUGACUUGUGACCUGUGACAGCCAUUAUGUUGUGACUUUUGAAGCCCGCUUAAGCCCUAAAGAUGUGGUUGAAGUAUUUCUGUGUACAUCCUGCAGCCUUGGCGAUCAAAUCAUUUUUUUCCUUAUCGUAUUUAUCCCAAGUUGAAUGUUAUUGUACCACGGUCCUUCUGGAGCCUUAGAUUUGGGUCUAUCCGGGGUUCAAAUGGCUCUUGUAUGCAAAUACUGAUGUCACUGGUCACUUGGGAGAGUUCUUAAUUUCAUACAUACGGCCGCCAAUUCCUCUUCUACAUUUUCUCUUCUUGAUUUAAAGUGCCCCAGCAUUCAAAGUAACGAAGACCGUUUUCAUUGGUGUUGAGAAGUCAGUGCUCUUUUGUCAUUUCUCGGAGAGAGUCAUGUCCUCUCUGCCUGAAAUUAGUUAUGAUGUCGUAGAAUACUUUGUUUUGAAGCCCCAAUGGAGUACUUACACCAACUGCGUUAGACUCUAAAUCUUUUUCAUGUCUUCACUAUAAACAGAGGUCCCAGGGAGGGGGGCACUCACAUAUAUUGGUGGCAAUGGGAAGUGCUGCGUUGAUGACCCCCUUUUUCAGACCUAAUUUUCUAUUCCCUAGAUACUCCAAAUUACAAAAUUUCUGUUCAGAAGCCACCCGCACUGCUCACGAGAUCCCCUGUUACGAAAAAUUUCAGUUCCCCAGCCCAGCCUAAAUUGUCCAGCGCAAGCACCACAAAGCAAUAGCUCCACGCAUGGCCUUAUAUUCCCUCUAUAUCACGCCGCUAGCAUGGCUGGCGCCCACACGCAGCACAGCGCUAGCACUACAAUCAUAGCGCACACCUUGUACCGCAAGCCCAUUCUGUUGACCCUGUUUUUCACACCGCCCAGUGUAUUUUUAGUUCCCAAGACCUUGUAUUUUACCCUUGUGGUCAGUUCCUUAGACUCCCAUUUCAGGGUUUCGGGAGGCACACCCCAUCAAAAUAUAGUUUGAGUGCCCCCCCCCCCUUGUGCUAUACGAAGCAUUUACCUUCCUUCUUGAGUUUCACCAUCAUAGGUUUGAAGUUUUUUGGUGUUCCAGGAAUUAGUCAGGCUUUAAGAUGUCCAUGUCUCCAACUGAAAAUUUGCUGGAGUCCAUAUCUGAUUUGGUAUCAUGGAUUUUUGUGUAUACAAAGUGCCAUCAUCUCGCCUUGACCCAGCAAAGAAACAACUGAGGAAUUGGUCUAGACCUGGAUCUCCUAGCUCCUCAACGUCGAUGUACACUUUCCAAAUGCUUCCAAUUGACCCAUGGCAUAUUUGAUCACCUUAGUGUUCGCUGCUUCACUGUCAGCAAUUCGUUUAGAUCCUCAUCAGAAUCGAAAACGAAAGUUUGGGGUAGCCAAAAACUAGCCAUGAUCCAUUCCUACUAUAGAUCUAGGUCUAGUUAAUGAGAUCUAAACUAAGGCCUACUAUAGUGAGCGCAUCUAGGAAGCUGUAUACCCUGGGAAUUAUUAGCUUAGCAACGUAUGUACGCACAUUGUGUUUAGCUUAGCAACAUACGUAUAUGUGCAGUAUACUCGCAUACAGUCGUCGGUCGAGAUGCGAACAAGUGAAUACAUUAUAUGCUUGUAUGCAGCUACCCGUAAUACACUUAAAGUGUAAGGGUCCAAGGGUUUAGUGUGCCCUGGGAUCUUGCACUUCUAGCUCAUUUAAUUGAGCAUGCAAUUGUUGACUAUUGCUCGGCUUUCAUGUCUUAGCAUGCUAUAGCUGAAUCCUCUAAAUGUCAUGUGACAUGCAUUCAUCCAAUCAGCUGCCAGGGAUCUGUGUAUAUGUGGUAGAAAAUAUUAUAUUCAAUCAGUCAGUAUAGAAUACUGUUUGCUUACUGUUCCUAACACUGCAUUUUUUUUUACAAUCAUUAAAACAUAAUAUGAUUAGAAGAAAUGAUCACAGAUUCUGUACAUUCCACUGUGUAGAAUGAGUUUUUUGUAAAACUUGGAGACUUAUUAGCUGAUAAUAACAUGUAAACUGUGCAAAAUGAUUCCUGUCUUUUGUACGUGUAUAUAUGUUUGUAUCAUUUGUAUCUUAUGCGAUUUCAUUCACCUAGAAUGGAAAUCAAUAAAACAAUUCCUCUAUGCCAUU
Messenger RNA from Lytechinus variegatus (green sea urchin), 6533 nucleotides. Its product is annotated as NIPA-like protein. Lineage: Eukaryota; Metazoa; Echinodermata; Echinoidea; Temnopleuroida; Toxopneustidae. The coding region runs from base 22 to 1188 and encodes 388 amino acids. Gene Ontology annotation, cellular component: nucleus. Gene Ontology annotation, molecular function: zinc ion binding. The transcript has 9 exons. The record is from RefSeq and is a predicted model, not a curated record.